This is a messenger RNA of Ogataea philodendri, 1086 nucleotides long. RefSeq lists its product as uncharacterized. Gene Ontology annotation, biological process: endoplasmic reticulum to Golgi vesicle-mediated transport. The record is from RefSeq and is a predicted model, not a curated record. Bases 1 to 1086 code for a protein of 361 amino acids. The transcript has a single exon. Gene Ontology annotation, cellular component: membrane; trans-Golgi network. NCBI's taxonomy places the organism in Eukaryota, Fungi, Ascomycota, Pichiomycetes, Pichiales, Pichiaceae.
AUGUCUAGAUCCGACUUUGCAGAUUUCAGUAUCGAUGACGACAACGACUUGAUUAUCCAACCGGACAAUAUUCACUCGCGGCAGCUUCCAGUGAUACCAGAUGUUCCUUCUCAAGCAGAACCUGCGCAUAGCGGAGAAACUGCCGACCAAACACGGGGUAACGAUUCAAAUUUCCUCAAUUUCUCCAAUUUUGUAAACCCGCAGAGCUAUCUUGACCCAAUCCUUGGUAACAGCAAUGUCCGCAUCAAGGAGAAGCAAUUCAGCGGAGGAAACACUCUUGAUGAAUCCGUUAUCACCACUCUCAAUAGGGACGUGUCUAAGAUCGGCGACAAACUACUCUCAAUUCUUUGGCCCUUGAGGCUGAGACAAAAUCUCAUCACUGUUCAAAGAAUCAGUAGUCGAUUUCCUUCGUUUGGCAACAUGGUCGACGGAGCUACCGAAGCAUCCAUUGACUCGGAGCACAAUUUGGUUGAAGAUUCCCCGAACACUCGAUCAGAGUACUCGGAAGAAUCUAUCAGGAAAAUCCUUGACUGGGACUUGUGGGGACCUCUGGUUUUUGUUUUGGCUUUUAGCUUGAUCAUCACUCGAUUACAAAGUAUAACGCUGAAUACCGGAGGUACAGCACCAGAAGAAGCUUCGCAAAUAUUCAGUGCUUCUUUCUCUCUUAUCUGGAUCGUUAUAUCGGUUUUGUCUGUCAAUAUCCAGUUGGUUUCUCCGGUUUCUCAAUUGACAGAUGGCGGUGAUCUAACAUCGGGGAUCAUUGGGCUCUCUUUUUUCCAGUGUGUAAGUUUUCUAUCUUACACUCUGUUUCCGAUCAUUCUUGGCGGAUUGAGCUCUGUUUUUGUUCGGUGGAAAUUGCUCAGAUUGGCAAUUAACUCGUUAAUGUUUUUGUGGUCUAUCACCUGUUCUUGGUUAUUCCUGGCCAUUAUCAACAAUUGCAAGACAAGCGGCACGCCGUCCUUUCUCAGUGGAUUCGCAUCCAAUCAAAUGCAUGACAGAAGUGAUGGGGAUAAGCGGAUGUUCCUAAUGAUUUACCCGAUAGUUCUUGUUUAUGGACUUUUUUCGUGGCUUUGUGUGAUAGUUUAG